This is a messenger RNA of Spodoptera frugiperda (fall armyworm), 1630 nucleotides long. RefSeq names its product zinc finger protein 468-like. Gene Ontology annotation, cellular component: nucleus. Lineage: Eukaryota; Metazoa; Arthropoda; Insecta; Lepidoptera; Noctuidae. The record is from RefSeq and is a predicted model, not a curated record. Gene Ontology annotation, biological process: regulation of transcription by RNA polymerase II. Gene Ontology annotation, molecular function: zinc ion binding; RNA polymerase II transcription regulatory region sequence-specific DNA binding; DNA-binding transcription factor activity, RNA polymerase II-specific. The transcript is spliced from 5 exons. The coding region runs from base 119 to 1615 and encodes 498 amino acids.
AGUUGUUGAUGUUGAGUGAUCGAUUAAUGAAAACAAUAAUAAAAAAUUGAAUUUAUAAAUUAAAAGUUACUGUCUUUUAGCAACAAGUCGUGUUAAAUAGUCACAUACUCCUUCCGAAAUGGAUAUAGAGAUGAAAAACGUAGUAGAUGACAUACAAUCAAGUGUUAUUUGCCGAUGUUGUUUGGAUUCUGGUUGUUUUAAAAAUAUUUCAACGGAAUAUUAUAAUUCUGGACAUAAAGAAGUAUAUGGAGAUAUGUUAAAGUCUACAUUUGAUAUUGAAGUAUUCAAUGAACCACAGACCACCAACCACUAUAUAUGUGACCCAUGUAUCAUACGCUUACGAGAUGCAACAACAUUCAAACAGAUGGUACUACAGAAUGAGGAACAUUAUCAACACAUGACUAGAAGUAUGAAAUGGGAACCGGAAAUAGAAUCAAUAGAUGAUGUGAAAUCAGAUAGCAUUAAAUAUGAGCCGCCUGAUGUGGAGUUUAAUGACGACAGUUAUGAAGAGGAAAAUGACGAAUUAUUAGAUGAAGUAAAAAACGAGAUAGCACCCAAGAAAACUAUAUUGGAAACUGAAAUAAAUAUAACAAGAUUGAGAAAUACUAAAAAGCAAAUAGAUAAAGAUUGGACGAAAAUAGCAGAACGGCGCGGCAACGGACCCAUUCUACGAGAUAAUUCGUUAAAACUCCUCGCGAAUUCCACUAUUUUAAUAUUUCAAUGGGACAAAAGUCGCUACAGAUGCUUUUGCUGCAAAGAACCAUUUUCAGACAUGAAUCUAUUAAGAGAACACAGCACAACAACACACACUCUCAAAGAAAUCGAGAAAAAAAUAAUCGAUAAACAAAAUCGUUUCGUCAAAGUCGAUAUAUCGAUUCUAAAAUGCAAACUGUGCAACGAAACGUUGCAGAAUUUAAAAAGUUUACAAACUCAUUUGACAGUUGUACACGAUUUGACGUUUGAGUUGAACGACCAUCUUUUGAUUCCGUUUAAAAUUGGCGCGGAAUUGUCUUGUCAGAUAUGCGCGGAGAAGUUUCACGUUUUCCGACUUUUAAACAUUCAUAUGAAUAAACAUUAUCAAAAUCAGGUUUGUCACGUAUGCGGGGCGGGAUUUUCAACGGCUUUAUCCUUAACUAUUCACAAAUCUCGAUGUCAUAAAGCUAUUAAGUGUAGAUUCUGUGAUGUGACGUUUAAAAAGCGGCCGGAAAAGCGACAACACGAAAUUCAAGUUCACAAUGCGAAGUAUGAACGGAAAUUAAGGUUUCCCUGUCCGUAUUGUUCUGAAAGGUUUUUUCAGGAGAAUUUACGUGUGGAACACCUAAUAAGGGAACAUGGUUAUAAAACACCGGAGUUUCGAUGUAAGUUUUGUUCGAAAUGCUUUAUUACCAAGAGUUUAUGCACGAAUCAUACGAAGAUAGUGCAUUUAAGGGAGAGAAAAUAUGAGUGCGAUGUAUGUCAUGGCAUGUUCUUUAGGCAAUGCGAUGUAAUUCGACAUAAAGUGAAACACACUGGCGAGAAAAACUUCUCUUGUACGGAGUGCAAUAAUUGUUUUGCUAGUAAAGACUCUUUGCGGCGUCACAUGAAGAGGGCGUAUGAUUGUCGUAAUAUGAAAUAAAGUUUAUAAAAAAUC